AUGUCUUUGAAAAGCGACGGGUGGAAGUUGGAAGGGCGACAGAAGACGAGGGCAAAGGAGAAGACAAACAGUGAGGCGACUGUUGAGUUGGAACGCGUGAAGACGUCUAGGGAAAUCCCGAAGAGGCAAGCCACAUCUUUUGAGUUGAGACGUGAUGAAUUGGGAGAAGUUGAAAGUCGAGGAGAGAAGAAGAAUGGAGUUCCGAAAGGGGACUUGAAAUCGUUACCGGAGCACUUGAAAUACGCAUAUCUUGGAGAGAAUAACAUGUUUCCAGUAAUCGUUUCUUCUUACCUUUGUAAUUCGGAACUUGAUAGGUUAUUGCGAGUCUUAAGAGAGCAUAAAUCUACGAUUGGGUGGUCAAUUAGUGAUUUAAAAGGUGUGGAAAUGAAUACUCGUGGACUCGGAGGUGCGAGUGUGGCGCCUCCAUCGACGAGAAAUGACGAAGAUAUCGAGCUCGAUCCACGCGAGUUGGAGGUUGAAUUGGCACAUCAAUGA
Molecule: messenger RNA, 495 nt
Organism: Striga hermonthica
Lineage: Eukaryota; Viridiplantae; Streptophyta; Magnoliopsida; Lamiales; Orobanchaceae
Source: the annotation of a GenBank genome assembly